Trametes versicolor FP-101664 SS1 is the source of this 532-nucleotide messenger RNA. RefSeq lists its product as uncharacterized. NCBI's taxonomy places the organism in Eukaryota, Fungi, Basidiomycota, Agaricomycetes, Polyporales, Polyporaceae. Bases 1 to 387 code for a protein of 128 amino acids. The transcript has 4 exons. The record is from RefSeq and is a predicted model, not a curated record.
AUGCGAUGUGCUGAGCGUAUCGUUCCGUCUUGGCUGGAUGUAGCGGACGGCCUCAACCUCAGCAUUUGCAUACUCAGGGUUCUGCGCACUCCAAACCUACUCCCCUGCCCACCCAACCACCCGAACUCUACAUCAGACAUGGCCGGCAGCAUCAUCGUCGCCAACAACUCCAACGAGCCCUGCCACGUCUUCGUGUCCAAGUACUCGCGCUCGUCCGCGCACGACGACUGGUACGUCGUCCAGCCGCACUCGCGCGAGUCGUGGACGCGCGACGGCUGGGAGGUCGUCGCGUUCAAAAACGCGAACGACACCGACCGCGCGGGCCUCUACGUCCCCGUGAACUCCACCGUUACGUACCUCGGCCUCCACAACCUCAUCAGGUCCUGAAAGCGCAGCCGCGACGCCGAGGGUGUUAUGGUAGUACUUCUGGUACUACUCGAAAUGUAUGCGCGCCGAGGUGCAAUGACCAAGUCUCUUGAGCUGUUGUAGAACGUCCGUAACGCGGAUUAUGCUAGACUGCAGCGUGGUUUAC